Molecule: messenger RNA, 10186 nt
Organism: Xiphophorus hellerii (green swordtail)
Lineage: Eukaryota; Metazoa; Chordata; Actinopteri; Cyprinodontiformes; Poeciliidae
Gene: sorbs2a
Product: sorbin and SH3 domain containing 2a
Exons: 29
Coding region: 693-6647 (1984 amino acids)
Cellular component (GO): plasma membrane
Molecular function (GO): protein binding
Source: RefSeq, a predicted model, not a curated record
UUGCGCAUGAAGCCGCGGCAUCAUUCACUUAAUAGCCAAACGGAAACGGAAGAUUCUGACCAUUUCUGGACGUAGGUGGUUCGGCAGAGUUUAUCAGCACCGCGGUGAGACUGGCGCGCCUGUCGAGAAGAGGAAGAGGAGGAGGAGGAGGCAUUGGGUGCAAUACUGUCGCCACUCCGGCUGCUGUUGCGUUUGUUUGGUGAGAAAACGGACUAGGACAGGUUCCCCGCCUCACUUCCCUGGGCCUGUUGACCCCCCAUGAGAGAGAGAGGGAAUGAGAGAGGAAGCGGUGGAGAAGGAACUACUUUUUAGUUAGCUGAGCUGAUCGAUACCGAGCAGCGUUGAAAAACAGGUGUAUGGUUUCAUCACACGGAUGCAGCACCGGCUCGCGCGUGUCGCCUCUCCGCCGCUGCCGAAGUGAGAACUUUUAAUUACCUCGUAUGCUGAGGGGGCUGGUUUCCUGCUCAUAUCUAAGGACUGCGAGGCAGUCGUUUUAAGGCAUUAAACGGGAUACAGUCAGGGAAUAAAGACGGACACCAGGAGACACUUGGCCUGAGAGGGGGAAAAACAGUGGAGGAAGGAAUUAUAUCUCACCAGUCAUCCUUAUCUGACUUGUGAUAGUUCCCAGACUUCUGGUUUUAUGACGGACAGUGUGUCCCCCUGCAGUAGAUCAGUAAGAAGUGCUCUUCAGUAUGAAUACAGAUAGCGGAGGAAUUGCGAGAAAAAGCGUGGCCUUGUCACUCAUACUCUCUCCAAUGAAGAGGGUCCAGAGCUCACCAAAUUUGGCCACAGCUAAUGAUUCUCACUCAACAGAGUUUGAUUCUUGGCGGUCCCGCAGUGUUACUGAUGGUUUGAAGAAUGGAGAUGCCAGCAGUUCAUCUCUUGCUGCCAAAGGAUUUCGGAGUGUCAGACCCAACCUACAGGACAAAAAGUCUCCCACACAGGGGCCUCCUUCCCCUGACCCUUCAGCACGGCACUCCCCCUGUCGCUGCCAGAGCUCCGGAUCACUCGACUACCCAUCCAGCUUAAUGCCCAAGGCCUUAUCAUCACCCACCCCGUAUGUUCCUAGCAGAGCUGUUAUGAAAACUGGAGCAAUCAGUGAGCAGAGCGUUGCCGCUUUCAGCAACAUGAGCAUUGGUAGCUGUGUGUCACCGGCGACUUCCCCCGUGACAGUGUCGGCGCUCAGCCACUACUCGUCAUCCACGACGGGUCUGCUUGAUGAGCUUCAGAUCUGUAGCCUGGAUUCACCUGGCGCCUCACCCACGCCUUCGCCCACGCUCAGCCAUGUCUCUACCUACAUAUCCACUGCUGGGCCUGAUGAUGUGCUAACAACCUCUGUGGGCUCUACUGCUGCAGCAGCUACUGUCACUAAUGGUCAAGUUCUUUCUCAUGCAAUGAAUGGAAGUACCAGCUAUCCACAGAGGCCCAUGUCUCCACCGUCAUAUCCUCCCCCUCCUCCUCCAUCACUCCACACAGGCCUCCAGAGACACAGCAGGAGCUCAGAGGGCAGUGAGUCGGUCACCAGGGAGUCUGUGGUUUCAGGUCACACCAGCAUCAGCAGCACAGUGCCCCUCGCUCGCUUCUCAGAAGAAGAAAAGAAGGUGUCCAUCGUUAAAGCCCCGCAUUACGAAGGCAUUGGACCUGUGGAUGAGUCUGGCAUCCCUAUUGCCAUUCGCACGACAGUUGACAGGCCAAAAGAUUGGUACAAAACUAUGUUCAAACAGAUUCACAAAGUUCACAAAGCAGAUGAUGACUACUCUGGCACAUACAAUGCAACAUAUGCUUUCAUAAACAAUGCCGAUGACUACAGCACCACCAUGGCCCACCCACCUCCUCGGACACACACAUAUAGACCUCUGUCCAAAAGUCCCUCAGACAACGGUGGGCAGCGGGUUCCUCGGGAGCCCUCACCUUCCCCAGUACCCCCACCACCUCCACCAAUGCCCUCCCUCCUGCAGCUUAGGGCCAGAGACAGCGACCGGGACAAAGAUUCAACAGACAUGAAUGAAUGGGGUCCUCCAGACAGGAAAGUGGACACACGAAAGUACCGCGCAGAGCCCAAGAGUAUAUUUGAGUAUGAGCCUGGCAAGUCAUCAAUUCUGGAGCAUGAAAGACCAACCUAUGAUGACAUAGAUUUAGAGAACGAGCCUUGGUAUAAGUUCUUUUCCGAGCUGGAGUUUGGGCGGCCGCCUCCUAAAAAACGGCUGGAUUAUAAUCCAGACAUCUCCACCCGCCAGCGCAUUGAGACAACCCUCCACAUCGCCCCGGCUGACAAGGCUUCAGAGAGACCUGCAAGUGCUGCCAGCGACUACAGGAAAAGAAGGAAGUCUGAGCCAUCAAGUUCACAAGUGAAUGCCCAGUCCCAGAGCAGAGCUGCAACUUCCCCUAGACCAGUGGAUGCCUACAGAUCCAGCAGCAGCCUAAAGAAACCUUUCAUUCGUUCCUCACCUUCCUCACCCUCCAGAGCCAAAGGUGGGGACGCAUGCAACAUGUUUUCAAACAGUAUAAGCACCCCAGGUCCUUAUGAGAGUACCUCUCUCCCUCCUCUCCUUUCUGACUCUGAUCAUUCCCAUGAGGAUGCCAGCCAGGAAGGCAGCACUUCCUCAAAACAGUCUGUCUUCUGCACAAACAACUGGCAGCCAAACAGCCAGGACGAUAAAACAUGGAGCAGUUCAGAGGAAGCACCACCCUCCUCUGGCAAGCUCAAAUCCCGCAGUUGCGAUGACUUGCUUAACGACGGACAUUCUGGUUCUGGUGGCCAAAAUGCCACUCGCUCAGAAAGCGCUGGGUCGCUGGUGUGUGAUGGGAACAUCCCUACGGUAUCGUCCUCUACUCAUUCACUGCCCCCUCUCCAUCGGCGACGUGCGCACGAUUCUCCAGGUUUCCUCCAGCUGUAUCGUAAAAUGCACCAGAUUGACCGAGCUCAGCUCAUCCCAUCUGAAGUAAUCCGUUCAGUCCGUGCUCGCAUUCUGGAACUAGAGCGCCAGCCUCAUCUGCAUCGCCAUCGCCUUUCUCCUUGGACACCCUCCUGGGGUGUGGAAGUGCCAAGGGACAUGGUGCCGAACCGCAUUUCUGAAUACGAGCGUCUAAUUCAGAAGUCCAAAUCCAUGCCUAACUUGGGUGACGGUGAGGUGCCUUCGGGCACAACAACACCGGGUGGCUCGUCAUCUCGUGCUAGCAGCGGAGGUGGUGUGACUCCCAGUUUUCCAAAACGGCGUUUUUCCAUUGAGUCAUUACUAGAGGAAGAUCCCAAUAGCAACAAUAGGACUGUACGUCACAGCAUGGAUCACAUACCUCGUAGCCCACCGGAGGGGCAACCUCGUGUUGGACCCGAGCCCGGACGUGGGCAAACAUUUUCGGCUCCUCCUGUUCCUCAAGGCCCGCAAGCAAAUCCUGACUAUUCUGAUAGUGAACAAGACGCCAUUGCAUCUGACCUCAGUGACUUCAUCCAGGUGGAGGGUUCCUCAUUUUGCAGUGAGAGUGAUUUUGACCAUUGUUCCCUAACUUCCUCUGAAAGCUUGUAUGGAUCGGCCACCCUCCACCACCACCACCACCUUCGUCACCACCACCAUCACCACCAUCAUCAUCAAGGUCACCAAAGUCUAGGCCAGAGCCAGGGCUACCAACACCGCCACCUCAUCAGCACUUGCAAGGGCCGCUGCCCAGCCUCAUACACUCGUUUUACGACCAUGCUUCGCCAUGAGAGAGAGCGAGCACGACAAGAGAACCAGAGACAGCAGAGCCGCAACAGCCAUUUCCAAAUUCAGGGCUCGCAGUCUCAGCAAGCAAUGUCCAAGCUGGCCUUCUUGGUCAGCCCAGUGCCUUUCCGCAGGAAAAAGGGCUCACCACCUACCGCUAGAAGAAGCAGCAGUGGUGGAGGAGGACGAGGUAGCAGACCCAAGUCCAAACAGGCCAUUUAUGAAGCACUUGAUGCAGCCUUGAGAGACAUUUAUGAGCACAUUCAAGCAGAAAGAGGCCACAGAAGCUCUAGGCCACCUGAUGACAGUAUUUUGAGAAGAAUCCUGGCUGAACUGUUGCCAAGUGUGCCUGAAAGAAGCUCCUCUUUGCGAGGGCGGAGGGGUUGCUGGCAUGGGGGUCACUCCUCCACAUCUGUUUACCCAGAAGGAAGCCCGACUGGGUUUGCUUCAUACAGAGGAGAACCAUCCACACCAAGCCUACAGUCACCGAGGUUACAGUCGCCAAUCAGUGCCUGCUAUGGACGACAUUUGGAGACCUCAAACAAUAAUGAAUAUGGGGAAGAGCAAGGCAACGGAAAUGGUCUUUGUUAUUCAGACCAGGAUGUAUCGAGGAGUUAUUCCACCAUGGAUGAUCGACACACACCGCAGAGCAGAAGAGCAACUCCUGACAAAGAGGUCUCCCAUAAACAGAUGACACAACUUAUUCUGUUCUCUCUCCUCCAUCAGAAACAGCCUGCAAGAGCAAUUUAUGAUUUUAAGGCACAAACAGCAAAGGAGUUGACAUUUAAAAAGGGCGACUCGGUCAACAUCAUCAGGCAAAUAGAUAACAACUGGUACGAAGGCGAGCACAGAGGCCGGGUGGGCAUCUUCCCCAUCGCAUACGUUGAGAAGACGCCGUCGUCAGAGAAGCAUCAGCCAAUCCGUCCUCCUCCUCCAGCUCAGGUCAGGGAGAUCGGCGAGGCUCUGGCACGCUAUAACUUCAACGCUGACACUAACGUGGAGCUGUCACUAAGAAAGGGGGAGAGAGUUGUAGUCGUCAGGCAGGUGGACCAGAACUGGUAUGAGGGGAAGAUUCCGGGAACAACCAAGCAAGGCAUCUUUCCGGUUUCCUAUGUUGAAAUUGUCAAGCACUCUCCAUCCAAGAGCUCCUCCCAUCAUGUAGAUCCACAUGCUUACAGCCGGACACCAAGCUCCACCCCCAUCAAGUCCUUCUAUCUCCGCCCUCCAUCUCUUCCUUCCCCUCAACCCUCUGUGAGAACGCUCGACCUGCAGGCCGUCACCAGCGAGUGGCUCUCGCUCACGCUGGACCCAUCAACCCCCACCUCCACCCCUUCAUUCAUAGCCACUCCUUUACCUCCCACACCACCCCCUCUCCCUGCUGACCUCGCCCCCCUCCUGACGGCACAGGAGCCGACCUCAGCCUCACCCGCUGCCUCACAUAAAGGUUUCUCCUUUUCACACCGGCCACCUUCCAGAAGUCCUGUUUCCUUUGACAGCAGAGCGAGUUCAGCUGCCCUUUGUCUCUCCCAGCCCUCCCCGCCACUGCCCCCUCCACUUCCUCCUCCUGUCUCUUCCUCAUUCACCUCCACGCUGUCGGAUAGUUUAUCAACGCACAGUGGGAAGCGGCCACAGGUUUCUGAGGCAGACAACGCUUUAAGCUUUACUAGGCCUCAACCUUUGACCUGCACCGAGUCAGUGACAGGAAAAUUUUCCUCACAUCUCCCAGAGCAGCAACAGUCUGCUCUUGCACACGAAAACGGCAAACUGCCUGAGAUUGAGCUGCAUGUUAGAGACCCUUAUGAUGAGCUGCUGUCAGCGGCUCCAGAUGAGUUCAGUGCAGAUGAUACUGACAUUUCAAAAGAGGCUUCAGUAGAGUUCACAUGUGCCAAGUUGAAUGGUGAAUCUCAGAGCAGAUGGUUUCAGAACAAUGUCCAACAACUCAGUCCUCUGGCAGCAGCUAGUGACUCACCUGGCACUGUUCACCUAAAACUGCAGUUUCACGAACCGCUAAGCGUGAAGCCGCUUUCUGUUUUCAUUGAAGAGCAGCCAGUAUCAGUAAAUGAGGAGCUGGUCGAGCCUCACAGGCCACCGUCAGAACAAGUACACAUAUACACGGAGUUAUUCAUAGAGGAAGAAGACGAAGACAUGACAGACAAAGAGGAGAACAUUAGAGAGUUAAAUGGGCGAAUAAGUCCACAGGCUGAAGCCUCUUCCUCAUCACAGCUACCUCACUCUGACCGACUUCCCUUCAUCACCCCAUCCCCCCCAGCAUCCACUCUCCCUCCUUCUGUAAUUUCUGCCUCCUCCACAUCUUCCCGAUCCCAACAACAUGACUCCUCCUUUUCCCCUGUCCUUCCUCACUCCCCCCCAUGCCUCCCUCACCUGACAACCUGUGGACUACCUGCAGUCUCUCGCAGCCCGUCUAUUCCCUCUCCUCCCUCUCACCUUUCGGACCCGUCUGCAGUCGUUCCUGUCUCCCAGCCCUCCACUUCUCCCUGUCCGCCCAGCCCAGUUACGUCCUGCCCUGUCUCAGAGUCAGUUUUCCCUCCCCCUACCCCGACUCCCCCUAAAACUGCCUCUCCUCCUCUCUCUAGUCCCCACUCCCCCAACACUGCCCCCGUUGUAUCGCACGCAGGCCGUAGAUCCCCCAAGGUGAAGCAGGAUCCAGUUGUUGGCGGUAAACCCCCGCGUAGCCCCAUCUUGUCCAGGAGGUCCUAUCUGUCGCCAGUUAGAGGUCGAAGGCGGUUGGUACAGGAUGCACUCCAUGGUGGAGGAGACCCGUACCAGGCUCUGUACAACUACACGCCUCGCAACGAGGACGAGCUGGAGCUGAAGGAGGGAGACGUUGUGGACGUCAUGGAGAAAUGUGACGACGGCUGGUUUGUUGGGACGUCUCGAAGGAGCAAGCUGUUCGGAACCUUCCCGGGAAACUACGUGAAGCUGCUAUAAUGAUGAUUCCAGACUCCACUGUAGCUCCGCCCCCUUCUGUGACACGUUCAUGGCCGUCAGCAGCACAGCCCCGCCACAGGAUGUCAGCAGAGACCUGAGGCUGCAGCACACUUUGCAGACAGAAUCUUAGCUUCAACUAGCCAUCUUUAAUGAAAGACUUCUACAAGAUAAUGCUGUUUUUUUAAUCUUCUCUUUUUACCCUUAUUUUUCUAUUAUGGACACUCGAAAUUUGUGCUCCUUUAAUGUUUGACGGCGGGAGGAAGGAUAUCAAAGGACCGCAGCAACACUUUCCUUUCUAUUUGAGCUGUUUUAAGGGCAGUCAGAGCACCAGGAUCAGCUCCGCAGUUAUUGAAAUGUUCAACACUUCAGUAGUUUAUUUCAGUGUUCACUUACAGGAAUCCUUGAGAAAAUGAAGUGCAGAAAGUGUUAAGAAAGCAGUAUUGUGUUAGACUCGUAUUUUGGGGAUUUUAACAAACAUUUCACAUUUACUAUAGGCUGUGCAAAUACAAUACUAUCAGGUAUGUAGGGGUUUAGUUUAUCGCCGAGGCUCCCAGCAGAAAUCAUAAAACAUUUUCAAGUUGUUGGUUUUUGUUUUGAACAUUUUCCACUUUAGCGUUGAUGCACUUUAACUUUAUCUCCACACAAGCUUGUGUGCUUCCUUUCAUUUCCCCCUUCAGAUUUAUGACAGUGGUUCCUCAGACUGCAGCACUUCAGGAGGCAGUCAUCUGGAAAAUGUUGGCAGGAAGGUUGUUUACCUUUCUAGGCAUUUAUUAGAAGACGAACUGUUGAUCAAAUUGUGUCAAGAGAUGAUGAACGUGAUAUUGUUUUCUUUUUUUGUAGAAGACAUUUUGUAACACCAGAUGUUUAAAGCAUGGUUCUUUCAUUGUCAAGGACCAUUGUGCAGUUGGAUUGUUAAUGCUUGAUGGAAUAUAAUGAAUUAUCACAUUUCUAAUAUGGAUUUUAUUUGAAGAUGCAGGAUGAGAUCACGUAUGUGUUGCUGUCAGAGUGAGUAGUAGUAUCACUGUUCAUGUGUGCAUAUUGUAUGGAAUAUUUGCUAUUUUUCCAUCUUAGCUAAGCUGUCACGCGAAGUGAACGCCACUUGUUUGUUUUUGUCGUUUUUUUUAUUCCUCAUUUAUCAUUUCACAACAGAUGAACAGUGACAACAAAAACCAUUGUUAAAGCACCUUAAGAUAUGUUAUUCAUCAUCGUCCUUCAUGUCACUCCUUUCCAUUCACUUCGCCAGCGGGUGUGAGAACACUUUGUGUUUGUUUGUUGUGUUUUUUGUAAGCCUUUUGUAUGAGAGCUGCACUCCAGCCAGCAUCCACAUGCUUUAUAAACUCAGCUGUUUUUCACCCACCAUCACAUUUGGUUCCUUCUCUUUUUUCUCAUUUUUUUGUCUUUCAUCUGUAGGUGUGAUGCGUAUGGUUCGUUCGAUUUGUACUCAGAAGUCAGAAUUUCCCUAAAGUCGAAGUUGGAAAAAUUGAAUAGAUCGUCUACUGUGGUCAAAAUUCUCAUGGUUUUCAAGUCAGGUUUAUAAAACAUAGUCAGAGUUGGAGAAAUAAAAAGUUUACUUGCAAUAAACUGCCUCAUGAAAGGCAGUUUGUGCCUCAUUAAAGGGGUUUAAGAAUUUUUCAAAUCUGCAUAAAUCUGGAAACAAAACUAUGUAUAUUAAAUAUGGAAAAAUAUUUUGCUUUUCCAGAUUUUGUUCCUUAUUCCAGCAUCUGAACGAUAUAAGAAUUUCUAAAUCAUUAAGGGCUUGUGACAUUGACUUAAUGGUGGACAAUGUCCUUUAUCUUUGAUUCCCAACAUCACAGCCUGUUUUUUAGACUGACUUGUUCAUCUUUUUGGUAUAUGAAUUAGUGAUUGAACCCAUAGAUUAAUACACACACAAUCAAAGAAAACAAAAGCAGGCUGAUUACUAUUUUUAGUUCAGAGACAUUUUUGGUUGUAGAUCAGCGAUUUGAAGUGGAUCUGUGGCUCUAAAUUACAUUAGUUUUAGAUUAGAAGUCCUGCAUUAAACUAGAAGCACCAAAGUACUGUAAAAUCUUUGUCAUGAAUUAAUGAAUAUAGUUAUUCAUUAUGAAUACAUAUUCAUAACAUAUAUUGCCUGUGACGGAGCACUUGCUGUCACAGACAUCGGAAACCGUGACAACAUGAUUUGGUGACUGUAUUUUAAGCUGUAGUUAGCAUCUUAAAUUAGUAAUCAACAGUUCUUCCAGCUACAAGCAGUGAUAGAAUACACACCUGAACCUUAAUUCUGAGAUUUUUAAAAAGCUCCCAAUAACUGAAUCCAGUUCAAAAGGAUGAAACAGCCAAUUGGUUGUAACUAGUUCUGGCUUUUUGUUGUCGGCAGACAAUGUAAGGCUUCUUGAAUAAACUGCAAGCAUACCUGGCUUAUCUUAGACAAUACAGUUUAAUGUUUAUGUUGUUCAAACAUGUCACUGAGACUAAGAAUGUCUAGUUUUUGGUGUUCAUUCAGCUGUAACAACAACUUUUAUUCCUGCAACCUGUUGGCAGUUAGCUAUAUUGCAUGAUGUCCGACUGAUCAGCAAUCCAGGGUGAACAAACUCAAAAUGAGUCAACACGCACGAUUGGCAUUUGUUAGCCUGUUCCUUUAAUGUCCGCAAGAAAACCAUUAGCUUGUGUUGCUAGUAGCUAGCACCAUAAGAAUAAGCAAAGAACUGUUUUCUGACAAGAAUGUGUUCGACUCCAUCGUUCACAGACCUGACUUCUGAGGCAAAUCAAAUGCAGUUUUAAACAGAUGUAUUUAAAUAGAGUCAAGGAGGUUUUGAUCAAGUUCCUGUAGGUUAGGGGUGGGGAUUGCUGCCUUAUUUAUGACUCACUACUUUAAUAGCCAUGUACAUGUAAACCUCUUCUGUGAUGCAAAAAAUAAUUUAUGCGUAUGUAGUGUAGAAAACGUAGAAAUAUGAUAGCGUGCUGAGAAGAUACAGUCUUCAGUGUUUAGGCCUCCUGUUUACCUUUGAUAAGAGCAGAACAAAUUUCUGCUCCAAACACAUUAAUUUCUGGUGUUUUCAGAUGUAAUAAAAUAAUAAAUUGUAUAUGAUGCUUAAUUUAAGUAUUUCUACAAUAUUGUAGCACAUCUGGCUAAUCUUUUGAGCUGUAUUGAUGAUAAAGUCCAGAUGAUGGAUGGCACCAUUUUCACUGGCUUUAUUGCUGAGUGAAAAGAAAGCGGAGUGUUUAAUGAGUACUGAUUUAUAAAAGCUGACCAUUAUAGACACAAACAUGAUCUGAUAAACAUUUGCUCAAUUUAAUACAGUUUUCAUAUCUAAAGGUUGUGUUUACCAGUAAACUAAAGAGGAAGCUUUUUUGGUAAGCAAGUUUUUAAAGCCUAGUGCCAUUGCUAGGUGAUGUGUUGCAUUUUUAUGGUGGAAAUUACCUUUGUUUUGUUACUUGGCAUCAAAAAGCUGGUGUUAUCCUCACACUGUAGCUUGCUGUAUCUUGGUCUAUUAGACAUGGAGAUUAAGCUGGCUGGUGAUAUUUAACCCCGAAUGAAUAAAACAACAUUUUUCAAGGCCUAA